GUGACCAUCAACACAUAUCCUUUGCCUGCUAAGGGGAAACUCGCACUAGAGCACUCUGCACAGACGCAGGAAACAUCCUUGUGCUUCGACUGUCUUGGCCUCGUUAGAUAACUGAGAAAAGAAGCAUACAUGUAAAUCCCUGUAUGUGCGGCCAGUAAAAUCAUAUUUUUCUCCUUUAGUUUUAAUUUGAAUUCUUUCUCUUGACAGUGUAGCAGAAACCCUAUUACUCUCACCGACGUUAAGGGGAGGAAUUUUUACAAACGUGCGAGGGGGGGGGGGGGGGUUGAAUUCAUUGCUACGCCGUCAGAAGGACCCGAGUAAGUGGACGGAGGACAGAGAGAGGCAGAGGGAUCGAGAAAGAGAGAAGGAAAGCGAGAGAGAGAGAGCGACCACGAUGGAGCUGAGGAUCCAGUUGAUCCCUACAGGUGAGAUCAUCCUGUCCCCUGGGAAGAAUGGAGAGAGCAACUGCCACAGCUGCACCAAGGCGUUGGGGAGUGACGGGGCGCGGAUCAGCAUGGAGAGUGCCCUGACGGCCAGGGACCGGGUGGGUGUACAGGACUUUGUCCUGCUGGAGAACCACACCAGCGAGGCGGCCUUCAUCGAGAACCUCCGCAAGCGCUUCAAGGAGAACCUCAUCUAUACAUACAUCGGCUCAGUCCUGGUGUCGGUGAACCCCUACAAGGAUCUGGAGAUCUACACCAAGAACCACAUGGAGCGCUACCGAGGUGUUAACUUCUACGAGGUCUCUCCCCACAUCUACGCGGUGUCUGACAACUCGUACCGGUCCAUGCGGACGGAGCGUAAGGACCAGUGCAUCCUCAUCUCGGGGGAGAGCGGUGCCGGCAAGACGGAGGCCUCAAAGAAGAUCCUGCAAUACUACGCCGUGACCUGUCCCGCCAGCGACCAGGUGGAGACGGUCAAGGACCGCCUGCUGCAGUCCAACCCUGUCCUAGAGGCUUUUGGAAACGCCAAAACGUUGCGAAACGACAACUCCAGCCGCUUCGGCAAAUACAUGGACAUCCAGUUUGACUUCAAGGGUGCACCGGUGGGGGGACACAUCCUCAACUACCUGCUGGAGAAGUCACGGGUGGUGCACCAGAACCACGGCGAGAGGAACUUCCACAUCUUCUACCAGCUGAUUGAGGGGGGUGAGGAGGACCUGCUACGGCGCCUGGGCCUGGAGAGGAACCCCCAGCAGUACCAGUACCUCGUCAAGGGGAACUGUCCCAAGGUGAGCUCCAUCAACGACCGCAGCGACUGGAAGGUGGUGAGGAAGGCUCUGUCUGUCAUCGGCUUCAGCGAGGACGAGGUGGAGGAGCUGUUAAACAUUAUUGCCAGUGUUCUUCACUUGGGCAACAUUCAGUAUGGAGGAGAAGACAGCGGCAAUGCCUACAUCACUACAGACACACAGAUCAAAUACCUUGCGAGGUUACUCGGUGUGGAUGGCUUGGUCCUGAAAGAAGCGCUCACACACAAGACGAUCAUCGCCAAAGGGGAAGAGCUGAAGAGCCCUCUGAACCUGGAGCAGGCGUCAUCGGCCCGGGACGCCCUGUCUAAGGCCGUAUACGGCCGCACCUUUACCUGGCUCGUCAACAAGAUCAACGUCUCCCUGGCUUACAAGGAUGAGACCAAUAAGAACGCUUCAGUCAUUGGCCUGCUGGAUAUCUAUGGCUUUGAAGUCUUCCAGCACAACAGUUUUGAGCAGUUCUGCAUUAACUACUGCAACGAGAAGCUGCAGCAGCUCUUCAUCGAGCUCACCCUCAAGUCCGAGCAGGAUGAGUACGAAGCCGAGGGAAUCACGUGGGAGCCCGUGCAGUACUUCAACAACAAGAUCAUCUGUGAUCUGGUGGAGGAGAAGUUCAAAGGCAUCAUCUCCAUUCUGGAUGAGGAGUGCCUGAGGCCAGGGGACGCCAGUGACAUCACCUUCCUGGAGAAGUUGGAGAAUACUGUGGGAGGCCAUGCCCACUUGACAACUCACAAGCUGGCCGAUGGAAAGACCCGGAAGGUGAUGGGCCGAGAGGAGUUCAGACUGCUGCACUACGCUGGAGAGGUCAACUACAACGUCAACGGCUUCCUGGACAAGAACAAUGACCUCCUCUUCAGGAACUUGAAAGAGGUCAUGUGUAUGUCUGAUAAUAAGAUUCUGACCAAGUGCUUUGACCGGGCGGAGCUGAAGGACAGCAAGAGACCUGAGACGGCAGCGACCCAGUUCAAGACCAGCCUGGCCAAGUUAAUGGAGAUCCUGAUGUCCAAGGAGCCGUCGUACGUGCGCUGCAUCAAGCCCAACGAUGCCAAGCAAGCAGGGCGGUUCGACGAUGUUCUCAUCAGGCAUCAGGUGAAGUACCUGGGUCUGAUGGAGAACCUCCGUGUGAGGAGAGCUGGCUUCGCCUACCGCCGCCACUAUGAAACCUUCCUCCAGAGGUAUAAGUCCCUGUGCCCGGAGACCUGGCCUAGCUGGCAGGGCAAGCUGGCAGAUGGAGUCUCCACACUGGUCAAACACCUGGGUUACAAACCUGAGGAGUACAAACUGGGCAGAUCCAAAAUCUUCAUCCGUUUUCCAAAGACCCUGUUCGCCACAGAGGACGCGCUGGAAACGAGGAAACACAGCCUCGCCAGUAAACUGCAGUCAUCCUGGAAGGGCUACAGCCAGAAGACCAAAUACCGCAAACUCAGAUCAUCAGCGGUUGCGGUGCAGGCGUGGUGGAGGGGCAUCCUGGCCUGUAGGAGGGCACAGCGCAAGAGGCAGGCCGCCGACACCAUCCGCAGGUUCAUCAAGGGCUUCAUCUACCGCCACAAUGAGCGUUGUCCUGAGAAUGAGUACUUCCUGGAUUAUGUGCGCUACUCCUUCCUGAUGAAGCUGCGCAGGAACCUCCCCAAGUCGGUCCUGGACAAGAGCUGGCCCACGGCGCCGACCGCCCUCAUCGAGGCAUCGGAACAGCUCCGUAAACUGUACAUGCAGAACAUGGUGUGGGGCUACUGCAAGAGGAUCGACCCAGAGUGGAAACACCAGUUGGAGCAGAAAAUGGUGGCCAGUGAGAUCUUCAAAAACAAGAAGGACAACUACCCCCAAAGUGUCCCAAAGCUCUUUAUGGGCACAAGACUCAAUGGAGAGGAGAUUAACCCCAAGGUGUUGCAGUCACUUGGCAGUGAGAAGAUGAAGUAUGCAGUCCCAGUGACCAAGUACGACAGGAAGGGCUACAAGGCGCGACCAAGGCAGCUGCUGCUCACCUCCAACUGUGCCGUCAUCGUGGAGGAGGCCAAGCUCAAGCAGCGCAUCGACUAUGCCGCCCUCAAAGGUAUCUCAGUCAGCUCUCUCAGUGACGGUGUCUUCGUACUGCACGUGCCCACUGAAGACAAAAAACAGAAGGGAGAUGUGGUGCUUCAGAGUGACCACAUCAUCGAGACCCUGACCAAGGUGGCCAUUUGUGCCGACAAGGUCAACAGCAUCAACAUCAACCAGGGAAGUAUAACUUUCACGAUGGGCCAAGGUAAGGAAGGGAUCAUAGACUUCACCUCUGGCUCUGAGCUGCUGGUUGCCAAGGCGAAGAAUGGCCACCUCUCAGUGGUGAGUCGGAAUAACGGAGGGAUAUAAAGCAUCAGUCCUCCCCUACAGGACUAAUACAACUGCCCCUCGACUGAACUCAAGAUGAUAGACAUGGCUGAUCAUCUGACCACGCCAAGGAAGUCCUUCCUGGAAUACGCUCCUAUUCACCAAUCACAACCGCAGACCCUUCUCUGCCUAAGCCAAUCAAAUGCCAGCUCUCGCUACAGGAACGGGCAUGUGCUUCCAAUUAAGAAAAAGUCAAGCGAUUUUUAAUUAAUUGAUAUUUAUGUUUUAUAUAUUUUGGGGAUUAAUGCUUGUUAUUUGAAUAUUACGAUUGUAUUAUAUGAAGCCAAGGAAUAACAAUGUUUUGGUGCAUUUUUCCUGCACUACUUCUGCUUAAUUUGGGAACAUGAACAAGCAGUCAAUGAGGGUGUAUCGGGUCUCCUUUUGCUUUUUCUUUCAGUCAUUCUUUUUUCACAAUAUUUUCUCUGUUCAGUAAUGUAGACGCUGCACCCUCUCUGAUACUACUCUUAACUGUUUGGGGGCAGAGGCUUUUGUUAUAGUGGAAGUGAUGUACAUGGCUGAUGGUAUGUAGAGGCUAGGUUUGUUUUGAGCUAUCGAGGAGCAACGAGUUUGGUAGAGAAGGUCAUUAAGGAAGAGUUGUUUUUGUUUUUCAAACUUGUGUCGACUCGGACACAAUGCUCUUGAGGUUUACCAUCCGAGGGGAUAUUAGCAGAAAAGUCAUGUGCGUGUGUGACCUUUUGACCCAGAGCAUACUGGCCAGAAUGUGGGGUACAUUUGGUCUGUGCAGUGCCAUAGAUCUCUAAAUCAUUGUUUGAUGUAAAUAUCAUGGAGGAGCCCAAAUGGAAGCGUAAACCAAAGCAUUUCGGUGAGGAGAAAUGUGUUUUUAUAAUUGAUUCAUAAUGGAAACGCCAUAGUGUAUGUGGUCUUUGUAUAACAAUGUAUAAUAGAGAUACAGAGGGGAACAAAGGUGAGAAAGGAAAAGGCAAGAGAAAGAAAAUGGGGGGGGGGGGGGUAGUAAAGAAUAGAAAACCGUUUAGUCUUUGCGUUUUAUCUCUUGUUUUCCACCCAACAAUUGUGCCUUUCUCCUUUACUAAGUUAUUGUUAAUGGAUCAUUUAUAUGUUGAUACACCAAUUAAACAGUGACACUUUGGGGAUGACCUUGACUCCUCCGUCAGAGCCAGAUGUCUCGUAUACCCUCAGGAUGGCCUGGAAGAAGACGAUUCAGAGAGAAAGACAUGCAUACUGUGUACACACACACACACACACUUACACUUUACUCCAAGUUAGACUUCUAGAGUUGAAGCUUUUUGGAAAACACCCUUUGAUCCAUUUGCUUUCCUUUUGUGUCGCGUUUCCAGGCUGCUGUUUCCGUACUCUGGGUAAGUGUAGCAGCUCUCGUCAGGCUACAGUACUAGUCGGGACAACGUUCACUGCUUCUUUUAACACAUUACUUUCCUGACGCCGAUUUUUGUGCUAUCCUUUGUGACGGGGACGAUGGUACAGACGAAUGCACUACAUAUUGAUAUAGAAUCUGUCCACAGUGUUACCGCUACAAUAUAGCCUCACUGUUUCUGGCGUAUCGACAACCGACAGCACAGCCCUCUCAACAAUGUUUUUAAUGUUUUGAUUGGCACUUCUGAACACAGGCCUUCAAAAGAGAAGAGGCCCCAUGCACUGCAGUAAAUGCAAUCGAGACUCUUCCUGGUGGUGUUUUAAUACCUACGUCAUAGCAUAUACAUCAUAGCCACGGGUGUUCAUCACAGAAAGCACACGGCUCAACGGUAACAUCCUCAGGAACACUUGGCUAUCUUUGUAACAAACCAGAGAUGUGUUGGUAUAACCCACGUGACACUACAGUUCAUAGAUGUGAGUUUUAAUCUACACACUUCUCCCCAGCAGAGUUUCUGAGCAACGUUUCACUCUUCAGGUUUCUGUGCUGCUUCUUCCCUUGCUUUGCCUCUUGAGUGCCCCCCCCCUCCUGUGACCAAGCCUCUGAGCUGUGUACACCUGGCAACCCAGUGAAAGAACGGUAUGACAGGUGCAAUAUGCCUAAUGAAAGGUGUGCCACUGCACUGACGCUAGCCAAAGAUGCAAUAGUUGAUGAAAUGUCUGUUAGUUGUCUGUUGUAUGAUUAUAUGUCAAUUGAAGUGUUAUUAUUUUCCUGGUGGAAGAUUUGUGCUUGGUUAGUCUGGUCCCAGAUCGGUCUGUGCUCUCUUGCCAAUGCCAGACAGCACAAACAGAUCUGGGACCGGCCUAUUGUGUUCUGUGCUCUAAUAAGAGAUUUGAGCCAAGUGAGGAUUUGUAAGUGUAACAUUCAUUUAGACUUGUUCAAAAAUUGUGUGUUGCUAAUGUGCCUUGAGUUUAAUAGAAAUUACAACCCAUUUUGUAUGGAAUUCUGUGACAAAUACCUCCUUGACAAUGUCACUUAUUCCAGAGUAAAAACUACAUAUACCAAAAAAAUUGGAUUCCUCCUUUUUAGAAUGUCAUAGAAGUUUCUCUAUAAAGCCUGUCUUCAAACCAAAUCCUAUUUUUUAAUCAUUUACAAUACACAAGUUAUCAGUCCUGAGUGUAUGUAUGCACCAUCAUGUAGAAUUAGACCAACACGCUAAAGAUAAAUGUAAAAAAUAAACUUUAAAUUAUA
Molecule: messenger RNA, 6209 nt
Organism: Oncorhynchus masou masou (cherry salmon)
Lineage: Eukaryota; Metazoa; Chordata; Actinopteri; Salmoniformes; Salmonidae
Product: unconventional myosin-Ic-like
Exons: 32
Coding region: 395-3592 (1065 amino acids)
Biological process (GO): actin filament organization; vesicle transport along actin filament
Cellular component (GO): actin cytoskeleton; myosin complex; vesicle
Molecular function (GO): ATP binding; actin filament binding; microfilament motor activity
Source: RefSeq, a predicted model, not a curated record